Penaeus chinensis is the source of this 3082-nucleotide messenger RNA. Its product is annotated as transmembrane protease serine 9-like. The record is from RefSeq and is a predicted model, not a curated record. Gene Ontology annotation, biological process: proteolysis. Lineage: Eukaryota; Metazoa; Arthropoda; Malacostraca; Decapoda; Penaeidae. Gene Ontology annotation, molecular function: serine-type endopeptidase activity. Bases 1 to 2730 code for a protein of 909 amino acids. The transcript has 6 exons.
AUGGUUGAAGGUAGUUGUGGGAUCCCCAAGAGACCCCCGCGUCCCCGGGUCGAGGGCGAGAUGGAGGUGGUGUGCCGUGUCUCGCCCUCCGCAGACGAAACGUGUCCUCUUAUGCGGCGGCUCCCGGCGAGGACGGAGGCUCACUUCCGUCGUAGAAGUGCCAGAAGAGAAUGCGGAGCUGGGCCAGGCAUGAAGACUCCGACUUCGCUCAUCCUUUUGGUGAGUGUCGCUCGAAUACAAACCACCUCGUUGGAUACUAGAGGACCCCGUAACCGCUUGACCAGGGUGCCUCCCACAACGAAGAUACCAGCACAUUCUAGUACGGUCACUGUCAGGAUGCUGUUUGCAUAUCUCGGGACAGGUGGUAAGGAUACCUGCCAGGGAGACUCAGGCGGGCCUCUCUGUGCGGUGCAGAGUAACAGGUAUUACCUAGUUGGCGUGGCAUCCCACGGAGAUGGCUGUGCUAAACCCAAAGGCCGAGGUGUGUACACCAUGAUUUGGGUAUGCGUUGCUGCUUGCAGACAACUUCAUGGGCCUCCCAAGAGAAGACUUGGAACUCUUCCAAAGAAGCCAGUUGAGAGCGAGCCAAAAUCAGCUCGUAUUGCAAAUGAUGACACUCAAAAGGUGAUAGAUUCCGGUUUCAUUCGACAGUCUUUGACUGAUUUCUGGACAGAUGGUUCGACAUUUACUUCAGCAACGAACAAUCCCACAGAUGAUCUGGCCACAACUAAACCUCCAGCAAUCACACUUGCCACAAGCAAACCCACGACGAAGCCCCCAACCACAGGGGGAUGCCAGUGUGGUGUAACCAAUCCAACCCGCAUAGUAGGGGGGAAUGAAGUUCAACCUGCUAACAAAUACCCAUGGCAUAUAGGAAUUAAGAAGAAAGGAGAAACCUCCUACUGGUGUGGGGGCGCCAUCAUCAACGACCGCUACAUCCUGACCGCCGCCCAUUGCCUAUUUGACUCCAACGGAAACCAGGAGCCUGUUGAAAGCCUCGUGGUGGGCAUUGGCGAUCACCUCAUGAGCUCCACUUCCGACGAUGUGGCUGCAACUGAGCUGAUCAGUGUGGGGAAGGUCAUUCUGCACUCCCAGUACAAUAAACAGACUUUAGAUAAUGAUUUAGCACUUUUAAAGUUGUCCAAAGUUCUAAUUUUCUCCAAAGAGGUUGGACCUGUCUGUAUUCCUGGGGAUGAUACCCAGACCUUUGCAGGUGAAGAUGGCAUUGCCUCUGGCUGGGGCAGACUAGUUUCCGGUGGAAACCAGCCCAGUGAGUUGAGGGAAGUGACCCUGCCAAUCCUGGACCCUAACUGCUGGGGCAAGUCAGUGACUGUCAGGAUGCUGUGUGCAGGACUCGAGGCAGGUGGUAAGGAUACCUGCCAGGGAGACUCAGGCGGGCCUCUCUGUGUGGUGCAGAGUAACAGGUAUUACAUAGUUGGCGUGACAUCCCACGGCGAUGGCUGUGCUAAACCCAAAAGCCCCGGUGUGUACACCAGGGUUUCCAAGUUCCUCGAUUGGAUCCGGAAUAACACCAAUGACGCCACCUCCUGCAUAGCGCCCUGCAAUUUGGAAGGUGACAAUUUUCAUCGCUAUAAAAGUGGCCAGCGCCCGACAGACCUCACUUCGCCUGCCUCUCCGCCGGCCACCAUGACGCCCUUCGCUGCCUCGCUCGUCGCACUGUCGUUGCUGAGCAUCGCCGCUUGCAGGCAGCAUGAACCCAAGGGGCGAACCCAGAUGCUUUCCGGCGUCAACAGGCCCCCCAAAAUUGCAUUUGAAUACAUGACGGGCAGCUCAUCGUCGGCACAAAUGGUAGGAUCACACGAGGAUUCGUGGACAGGCAGUUACGCCUCGUUGGCGACGGAACCCUCUACAGUAAACUCUCCUGCGACGGAAGCUCCUACAGCGAAGCCCUCCACGACCAGAUCUCCUGUGGUCAACCCGACAACCAAUCCACCAAUGACUGGGGCAUGCCAGUGUGGGGUUGCCAACCCAACACGUAUUGUAGGAGGGGAAGAAGUCCAACCCGCCCACAAGUACCCAUGGCAAAUAGGUCUCAAGUAUAAGGGAGGCGUAGGGUACUGGUGUGGAGGCGCCGUCAUCAACGACCGCUACAUCCUGACCGCCGCCCACUGCCUAUUUGACUCCAACGGAAACCAAGAGUCUGCUAAAGGCCUCGUGGUGGGCGUUGGCGAUCACCUCAUGAGCUCCACUUCCGACGAUGUGGCUGCAACUGAGCUGAUCAGUGUGGAGAAGGUCAUUCUGCACUCCCAGUACAAUAAACAGACAUUUGAUAAUGAUAUAGCUCUUUUGAAGUUGUCCAAAGUCCUGACCUUCUCCACGGAGGUGCGACCUGUCUGUCUUCCUGAGGACGACAGCAAAACCUAUGCAGGUGCAAAUGGCAUUGCCUCCGGCUGGGGAACGCUGUCCUCGGGGGGAAGUCAGCCCAAUCAGCUGAUGGAAGUGACCGUGCCCAUCCUGGACCCAAGCUGCUGGGGCCAGUCGGUGACCGAAAGGAUGCUGUGCGCAGGAUACUCGGAGGGCGGCAAGGACACCUGCCAGGGAGACUCCGGAGGACCUCUGUGUGUGGUGGAGGGCAACAGGUAUUAUCAAGUCGGCGUGACGUCCCACGGCUUCGGUUGUGCUAAUGCCAACAGCCCCGGAGUGUACUCUAGAGUGAGCAAGUUCCUUUCCUGGAUCAUGGCGAACACCGCCGACGCCGCCUACUGUUGAGGCCAUACUAAGUGCGUCACUGUCUUUCAGCUGCAGAUCCUCUAAAGCUCCCGGGAACUCUAACAAUCCAGAAACACUUCCAUCCAUUUAAUAAGCCAGUAAAAACAUGGACAAGUGAAUUAAAAAAAGAGAUAAGCAAUCAAAAGUCAAACUUUACUAUUUUAAGCCCAAAACAUAUGAUACCUAAGUGGAUGGAAUUCUAAUUUAUGCAAGGAGUUAAGAUAAAAGAAAUAUAUAUAUACAUAUAUAUUGUUAUGUAAUGAUGUAAUUAAUUGAAGAUUGUUGAAUAAAUAAAUAACUGUCAUGUAAUAUAAUCAGGAAAAUAUAGUUAUGAAAUAAAAAUCGCUUCACA